AUGUAUCUGACGAGCACGCUGUUUAUGACGUCAAAUGUCAGCGACUCGUCACCGACUGCUAAGCGACAAAAAGGUAUCCGCGUCAAAAAGGUCGGCAGUGUAAACUGAUUUACUCGGUUUUUGACCAAGACAUUUCCAAUACAGGUGAAAGCUUCGUAAGGAGAACGUGCUAGCAUGGCGGCUAGGUGGGACGAGCACCACGCUUAUGAGGAGCUUCUCCACUGGGACAACCUGAUCCAACAAGGCCACCGGCUUCACCCGCAUGAGUUUGAGAGAUAUGAGGAGCUGCGUUACUGGUAUGACUGUCGGUGCUACGAGGACGAGCUGAGACACUACCACCACUAUAUUGCUGAAAUAGAGCCAGCGAAUCAUCCACAGUAUCACAAGGCUGCUUUGCCUAGCCCGAUAUUCAUGGGGCCAAACGAUCACCGCAUGAUGGCCAAACAUGCCGAGAUUUACCCCUCUGCAGUGGAGCUAGAGGCGGUGCAGACAAUUGUCUCCCAUGUGGAAUGCGCACUAAAAAAUGUGCCCGAAGAAAUUGAUAAACAGAUUAUCAAAGGAAAUCAAGAGGCCAAAAGUGCACAAAAACGUGUCCUGCAUGGGAUCAUGAGGGUGGGUCUGCUGGCCAAAGGACUUCUGCUCAAAGGAGACAUGAACCUGGAACUGGUGCUCUUAUGUUUCAACAAGCCCACCAUCACUUUGCUUCAACAAGUGGCCGAAAGUCUGGGCAGCCAGUUAGAGACCGAUUCUGCCGGGUUGUACACAGUGGUCCCAUGUCCAAUGGAUGCAGCCAUCAUUGUAAAAAGCACCAAGGAGUCAGCUCUGACUCUCACCCUGCAUCUCACGUCACCCCAGGUCAGGGUGGAACCGCAGAGUGAGACGUCAGAUGCAAAAUCGCGAACAGACAACGAUCUGCCGGACGUUCUGGACAGACAGAAAUGCCUAACUUCCUUGGCGUCUCUCCGCCACGCCAAGUGGUUCCAGGCAAAAGUCAAUAACCUGAAAUCUGCUGUUAUUGUGAUCCGGGUCUUGAGGGAUUUGUGUAUUCGGGUUCCUACCUGGGCACCACUCAACGGAUGGCCUCUUGAGCUGCUGGCAGAGAAGGCCAUGAGUACAUCUGAGAGGCCAUUGGGCCCAGGCGAAGCUUUCCGCAGAGUUCUGGAGUGCAUUGCCUCUGGAAUCCUCUUGAAUGAUGGUCCUGGAAUUAAAGAUCCCUGUGAGAAGGAACCAUUGGAUGUCCUUGGGUGUCUCACCUUACAGCAGCGUGAAGACACUACACAGAGUGCCCAGUUGGCAUUGAGACUGUGUGCAUUUGGAAUGAUGUACAAAGUUUUGGGGAUCAAUGCAAGGCCUGGCAAGCCCUGGAAACCAAUGGGAGCACGUGCAAAAACUGGACUAGGCCUGGCAAAAACAGCUAAAGCCUCUCUGCCAGCCAAGAGAUCCUACACCGAAGUGGCGAAAGGAAAGGAGGACUCAUUAAAUAGCAAGCAGAGGAAGUUCCUCAAAUUUCAGAAGCGGUUUCCACGCAAAUCAUUGACUGAUGAUUUAAGCAUGAAUGCUGUAAUGCGUCUGAACCAGUACCGACCUGGCCUUGAGUACCGGCUCACCUCUCAGACUGGUCCAGUCCAUGAGCCGGUUUUCACCAUGUCUGUGGAUGUAAACGGGAAAACCCACGAGUCUACUGGGCCUUCAAAACGAGCAGCCAAGCUUAAUGUAGCCACCAAGGUCCUGCAAGAUCUCGGUCUUCCAACAGGCUCAGAAACCAAGGCUGAGCCCAAAGUUGAUGGCGGCCAGGAUGUAACUGCAAGUGCCGCCAAUGCAUCAGAAGACAGUGCUCAGGGUCCUAUCCUGACCAAGAAUGGGAAGAACCCCGUCAUGGAACUGAAUGAGAAAAGACGCAGUCUGAAGUACGAACUCUCUGCAGAGACGGGUGGCUCCCAUGAGAAGUGCUUUGUUAUGGAGGUGGAUGUUGAUGGACAGAAGUUCAAAGGAAGAGGUUCCAACAAGAAGGAAGCAAAGGCCUACGCCGCCCUAGCCGCUCUGGAGAAGCUGUUCCCAGACACCCCUGUCAUGUCCAAGAAAACGUCGAAAAAGCUGACUUACACCGACAUGCACAUCCCUGGUUUCGGUACUAUUCGAGGGAUUCCUUCAGAUUCCGCAUCACCCAGCUGGGGUUUUGGCAGAGGUCGAGGAAGGGGCCGAGGCAAACCCUUUGCUUCAGGACCUACUUACAACAAAACCAACUUCAGUUACGAGGGCAACUCCGGAAAAGGCUAUCAUAAAUUGUACAGCAACAAUGGAGCCGGGACCACAAAUCCCACCAAAGUCCCUGCUGCUGACACCAGUGCUGCUUAUGGCACCAUAGGAAGCAAUGCUGGCUAUGGCACGUUUUACCCCGAGACCAGCGUCACCACCUACUCUGCCCCGCCCGUCUCUAACACCAGUACCAACACCAGCACUACCACAGCGAGCAGCUACAAGUCAAUGCCGCCGCCCGCCGACCAACAGAGUCCUUACAGUUACGGUUACGGGGAUGAGAAGAAGAAGCUGCUCACUCAAGGCCAGACUGAGGUUUCGGCGCAGGGAACAGACUACUCCGUGUACAGCACCGCAUACCCCAACACAGUGGUGGGGAACCAAGCCUAUACUAAUUAUGGAUGGUCGAAUCAGACAACUUGGGGAAGUCAGCAGGGCUAUGGCUCAUACCAGACUUACGGAGAACAAAACCAGACCUCAUUCCCUGGAAACAGCGGCACAAAUUAGUAGUCAUCCCCUUGUACAUACGGUCUUUCCUGCCCCCAGUGUUCAACUUUGAUGACAGUCCUGGAAUUGGAAGAUCUGUUGUUUGUUGUCAUCAUUUUUGUUCAUUGCAUCUUUUAACCAAUUUUACUGGCUGCGUAGCUUCACCAUAAGUUUUGUUUUCAAGCUGUAGUUUAACUUUGCUUGGUGUGAUUAUGUCCCACUGUGGCUUCUCUAUUAUUAACUGUGACAAAAACUGUACUACACCUUAAUAAAUCACUUUCCUUUUGGAGCCAA
Messenger RNA from Nerophis lumbriciformis (worm pipefish), 3036 nucleotides. RefSeq names its product interleukin enhancer-binding factor 3-like. The record is from RefSeq and is a predicted model, not a curated record. Gene Ontology annotation, cellular component: precatalytic spliceosome. Lineage: Eukaryota; Metazoa; Chordata; Actinopteri; Syngnathiformes; Syngnathidae. Gene Ontology annotation, molecular function: single-stranded RNA binding; double-stranded RNA binding.